UUUGCUGCGACAGUACUUUCCGGCAGCGGUGAAACCGAGGAGAAAGCAACGAUAGGCAUCGGAAGUAAAACAGAAAUUGUUUCUGAAACCCUCGGAUUUGCACAAUUACCGCAUAAGGGAAGUGAGCUUCGUUUAUAAACCCUUUCAUCUUGUAGAUGAAACUUUAUUUAGCGUUUUUUUUAAACGUGUAUCGCCCCCUUGAUGAAGUGGGAUGGCUGCAGUGCCGACUGGGCCUAGCAGCGCAUUGCCAGCAUCCCCGGCUGAAAUUAUUCCCUUCCCCGGGGAUGGGAGUUUCGAACCUGGGCAAGGGGAGCAGUCUGGCUGCGGUCGGGAGGGCUCUGUAGCCUCUGGGGCAAGACAGGAGCAGCAGGUCAGCGAGGACAAACGGUCAAGUAAGAAAAAACAGAAAAACAUGCUAUCCCAUGCUAACCCGGCUGCGCUACACCUCAAAACGCAAGCCCUGCAAGAACAGAAAAUUAACGGCUUGGUCUGUCCGUCGGAAAAUCGACCCAAAAAUCUGAGAACGGCCACGGAGUACUGUGACAACCGCAGUUUUGGAGACGACCCGAGCGACAAAAACAAUAGCGACCAUUGCUGCCAACAUGAGGACCACAGUCCGUGUUCGAAAGGCAGCCACCCUCACUUGAACAACAGUAGUAUGAACGGUAUGCUGACUAUCACAAGAACUGAGGCUAUCCAAAGCCACCCUGUAACGGGAGACAGCCCCUGUGGUAACGUUAGGAAAGGGGAAUGCGACCCCACGGAAGCCCCUCGUCCACCGAGUCAGCAGUCCCCAGACUGCGAAGGCCCCGGUGAGCCCCGGGCUGGAGUAGAGAGUGAACCCGACGCCCCAAACCAGCCGCCGGUGUCAGAAUUAGCGAGGCUGGAUCUGAACUGUUCGCCUUGCCGAGGAGAGGAAGAGAGCCAGGGGAUUCAUUAUGUCCGAUACGAAUCCGAGUUACAGAUGCCAGGAAUCAUGAGGUUGAUCACCAAGGACUUAUCUGAGCCCUAUUCCAUUUAUACCUAUAGGUACUUCAUCCACAACUGGCCGCAGCUCUGCUUUCUGGCCAUGGUGGAGCAGGAGUGCGUGGGGGGCAUUGUGUGCAAGCUGGACAUGCACAAGAAGAUGUUUCGUCGUGGCUACAUCGCCAUGCUGGCUGUGGACUCCAAACACCGGAGGAAAAGCAUUGGUACUAACCUAGUGAAGAAGGCCAUCUAUGCCAUGGUAGAGGGGGACUGUGAUGAGGUGGUUCUUGAAACUGAGAUCACUAACAAGUCAGCUCUGAAGCUGUAUGAGAACCUGGGUUUUGUCCGAGACAAGAGGCUCUUCAGAUAUUAUCUGAAUGGUGUGGACGCGCUGAGGCUCAAACUCUGGCUCCGCUAGAGAGAGGAGGAUGACAGGUGCUGCCCUCUUGCUGAACCAACUCCACAGUCUCAGUCACACACAUGCACCCUUAUGCACAUGCACGCAUAUUCACAUACAUAUGCAUACACAUAGGCACACGCACACUACCCCCAUCAGACAUACACCCCUCCUUUUUUGAUCCUCGACAUCUUGGAUAAUGGCUCUUUGGUCAAGGCUGCACUGAAAGGACAGACAGAAAUCCCACCAAAUGUUUUUAUGAAGAGACCCCUGCCGCCUUAGCUGUAUGACCCUGUGAGAGGGGGGAGGGGAUGUGUAAUGUGGUCUUGUGACCUUUAGCCUCUAAACUUUGACCCCACCCCCCCCCAACGGAGCAGUGUGUGAGGCAUGAGGUCAAGUCAGUACCCACAAACCCCCGGAGGGCAACUCAUCACGUUGAGUCAUCCACCAGAAUGCAGGCAAGAAGAAGUGGAGAAAAAAAAGAAUAAAUGGAGGGUGAAAAUAAGGAAGUGGGGGGGGGCAGACUCAAGAAAUAUUUGUCAAGGUUUUUUUUGCGUUUCUUUUUUAAUCUCAUGAGUCAACAGGGGGUUGGAAAAGCUAUAGUGUGUGUGUUUGUUUUGCCUAGUGGAUUUGGAAAAGUGAGUGUUCAGGCUAUUUCUUGGAUGCACGUGUAAGGGAUGUGGUUGGUGUGACUGGGUGUGAGUGUUUGUGAAGUUGUGUAGUGCUUGAUGGGAAUCCUGAGUUAUGCGUGUUGGUGUGCGUUUCUCCCCCCGUCUGUGUUUUUGUUGCCCCCUACGGUGUGAGAUGAUCACGCCGAUUGCUUUGCUCGCUGUUCAGUUUUCACCCCCAGACAAAGAGCUGGAGCCUGUAAAGAUAUGCAUGCAUUCAUUUUUAACACAAGUGGCGGGAUGAGUGUGUGUUGAUUAACACUGAGCGUUGCCCAGUUCCAAACAGAACCAUAGUCCUAACUCCUAGGCACGUGUAGAUCUGAAAGGACUGGACUGGUGUAAGCAGUAUGGUGCAAAUUCCUCCUGGCCUAUCAGAGGGCAAGGUGGGGCUAUAACCAUUUUAAUCAUUCCUAUUCAAUCAUUUUAGACAUAUGUGAAGUGCUUAGUGGAGGAGGGGCUAUUUUGAGAUUGGGCCUUUUUGCAGAUCAAAGCAAAUUUUCACCAAAUGCACUUCCAGCCACUGGAACACUGCUGAAUAACCUUUAGAAGGAGAGAAUUCGGUUUUAAUUCAAAAUAGUUAUUGAGAAAGGCGUCGUUGUAGGUGUGGGAGGGGAAACUAUUCCAUUAUUGCAGUUUGUUCAUUCAGAUUUCUCCUAAUUUGUAGACUCUCGUUCCCAAGUACCACUCUGUCUUUCAAUUUAUCUUCGUCACAGUUGUCUGUCUGAAUGAACCCCAUCCAGAGCACUCGAGUCCUGUUUCAGCAUGGCAAAGUGUCUGGCUGGAAUAGUAAUAUUAAAAAUGCUGGACCCCUGUUGGCUUCGCUGUGUGUUUUGAGUACGCUCAUCUUUGGUUCACCUCUGGUAAAAGAGGGCAGAAGUAUUGUUAUCAGUUUUCCUAUCAGCAACUUGCUUUCUGAGUUUGUUUAGAUUCCUUACUAUACGCUCUUACACUCGCUCACUUUCCCUUUUUGUCCGAGCCUUGUGUGCACUUCCCAGGGACCCUACUCUGAUGCAGAUCACUCCCCAGUAACAUUUUAGAUCUCCACUGUCCUGGGAAUGACUAACGCACCAGGUGUUUUCUAUCCACUCUAAUUAUGGCGAAGAAAAUAUGCAUUUGUGGCUGCUUUAAAAAAUUGAAAAAAAUAAAUAUAUAUACAUUGUUUUUUUUCUUCCCAGAGUAAAUGAACAAAGGUCAGAUGCACUUUGUUUGGCUAUUGCUGCAGUGAGCAUGUGUGUGUGUGAAAGAGGUACGCGUGUUUUGACAGAGUGGUAUGGAAUCGGUUCUGUUCAGACUCCCACUUCGCCCAUUCCCAUUUAAGUCCUCUACAGUAUAGUGAAGACAUGGAUCCCGGGAGCUAUAGUACUGAGCAGCAGUAAGAACUGAAGAGCUGAAUCACGUCCUAGCAGAGACACUACUGUUCUGUACCGCUGAGCUGUGAUUGCUGUCACAAAGGCCAAGAGGGAGCAGCUAUCUAGUAUCUACCCAUGAUGUGUUCUAUGGUAUACAUUGACAUACACAAGUCAUUUUGGGCCAGGUUUACUCAGUGUUUGCAUCUGCUAUUUUACAUCUGGUAUAAAAACAUGCAAACAGUUAGGAACUGUUACCUGAGGUCUUUGUCGAAAUAGGCCGUUCUGCUAUUCAACUGGCUACGAUUGCAGAAUGGGAAGUAGGAGCGGAUGUAAACCGACGGACUAACCACCCACACAUCAGCUUGUGUGUGUUACAAAAUACGGAUCAGAUUAUUAUUAUUUUUUUUUCCAUUGCAGAUUUAUAUACGAGUGUUGGUUCUCUAUUGAUUUGACAUUUGAGAGCAACUUUUUGUGAAUUGUGUUUUUUGAGGGAUUGAUUGACCGGGUUUUCUGUUUCUUUUUCUCUGCUCAUUUAUUUUGACCGAUCCAGCGGUGUAUAUUGAACAGCGAUGACGUUAUUAGAGAUCCAGAAGCACAGAUGGGGAGCCAGGUUAACCGUUCCCGAGCGAAACUGUUUCGAACUGUUCCCAUGGCACUCUGUUCCAUUCACUGGGAAGACUUCCAUUUGGCUCCCUGUGUAGAAUCUGGACUCUUUCUGACAUCACUCUGAUCCUGUUUUAUUCUAGAGGUGUGAGGCUCUCUCCUGUCCUAUUUUCAAAUGAAAUGGGUCUUUUUAAUUUGGUCCGACCCUCGCUCCUCAUUCUCAUGGAACGGGUCUUUUAUUUACCCCCUACUUUUUUAACAUUGUUAACCCCUGGCAGUGCCAGUAGGAACCGUGAGCAUUCUAGUAUUCCAUGAUAGACCAGACCGCUCCACUUUGACCAUCAACACCAGAGGUCUGUUCAGGAGGGUGCCCUUUUUUACAGAAAGCUCAUAUAUAAAUGUUUUGUCUAGAACCAAUCUGAUUCUCGGUCUUGUAGAAUUGGGAAUUGUGUCAGCUCUAUUCACUACAUUUCUAGCUGCAAUGUUCUGAAUGUUGCACCUCAUUGAAUGAACUCCAGUUGAAGGGCUUCCUCAGCAGUCUGUCAUUGGUCAUUUCUAUAGUCCUUCGUAUAUCUAUUUAAUGUACAUCUAAUGCUCUGGUCUGUUUCUACAAAGGAGUGGUCUAAAGAAGAAACAGCCGCUUCCAGAUUAGCUGAUAACUUCCCAUCCCUUAUGGCUUUAUAUGAAAUCAAUAAAUGGUUUUCACUCCAGAGAAAUCAAGUUGAUUUCACAAAGGCCCCUUAACUGGUCCUGGAGGACCAGCGUCCCACCGGUUGCCAAGCUACCCUUCAUCCCAGAGCCCACCCACUCCUCUCCCAUCUCAUUGGAUGAGAGUUGUCAAGUUUUUUUUGUUUAUUGGAUGUUCCACUCUGUUUUUAUCCGCAGCAACUGGCCUGUUGAUAAGAUAGGCCACGUAGGACUGGAGUUGAGCUGCUCCUUUUGCUAGAAUUUCCCUUUAGGCACACCUAUCUAGGAUCAGCUUACCCUUUCCAAAUCCUAACCUUCACCAUUAGGGACGGGGGAUGCAAACUGACCUUAGCUCAGUGGGCAUAUAUUCUAGGCACCCCCACACACUGUGCCCCUGCAGGACCAGCUAAAGGGGGGCAACAUUUGUUGUUUUGGGGUGACCAGCCCUGGCCCCCUCUGAUCUGUAAGAUGUGCUAAGGGACAUUUUUUUUUUUGUUUUUUUUUUUGCAUUUGAGUUCUGUUCCUUCUUCCCCUGUCACCUCUUUUUAUUUCUGAAAGUGUCCGAUAUCUUUUUAUUUAAAUGUGGAAAAAGAAAACAGAAAUAAAUUAUUUGAUUUUUUUAAUGCUGUAAG
This is a messenger RNA of Oncorhynchus mykiss (rainbow trout), 5302 nucleotides long. RefSeq lists its product as uncharacterized. Gene Ontology annotation, biological process: N-terminal peptidyl-methionine acetylation. The record is from RefSeq and is a predicted model, not a curated record. Gene Ontology annotation, molecular function: protein-N-terminal amino-acid acetyltransferase activity. Gene Ontology annotation, cellular component: NatC complex. NCBI's taxonomy places the organism in Eukaryota, Metazoa, Chordata, Actinopteri, Salmoniformes, Salmonidae.